Molecule: messenger RNA, 423 nt
Organism: Penicillium nucicola
Lineage: Eukaryota; Fungi; Ascomycota; Eurotiomycetes; Eurotiales; Aspergillaceae
Exons: 1
Coding region: 1-423 (140 amino acids)
Source: RefSeq, a predicted model, not a curated record
AUGGCUUCUGUCAGAAUUACAGCAGGACCCUACAAAUUCCGCGCGACGUUUGAAUCGUCGGCUCCCAAAACAGAGGCACUCUUCCGCUCGCUCCUCCCAUACCGCCAAAAGCUGAUUCAUGUUCGCUGGAGCGGCGAGGGUCUGUGGAUUCCACUGGGAGAAGCUGAUUUUGGACUGCCAUUUGAGAAUCAUACGGCUCACCCUGCCGCUGGUCAGAUUUUGUUGUACCCUGGUGGCAUUUCCGAAACGGAGAUUCUAUUCUGCUACGGCGGUGUUUCCUUUGCGAGUAAAAUGGGUCCAUUGGCUGCGAAUCAUUUCUUGACUAUCACUGAAGGAAAUGAAAAGCUGAAGGCUUUGGGUGAGCUUGUGCUUUGGGAGGGAGCUCAGGAUAUUUUGUUUGAGAUGGAUAGUGCUGAUGGGUAA